AUGCCCAUUGAUCGCGUCAUUGGAAGAAAAUUGUGCCCUUUCAUUGGUGUCUAUGGGGAGAAUUAUUCCCUGAUUAACACCAGGAAUAGGAUAAUUAUUCCUCCCACUGACACCAACAAUGUGGCACAAUUAUUUCAAUGAUGGGAAUCUCUUUGACAUCUUUUUUUUUCUGUUCAGCCCGUGAAUGAUAUGCCCCAUCCGUUCGCGUCAUUGGAAGAAAUUGUGCCCCUUCAAUUGGUGUCUAUGGGGAGAAAUUAUUCCCCGAUUGUUGGUAUCAGUGGGUGAAAUAGUGCCUCAAGGGCAAUCAAAAGGGCUGCCUGUGGCCCCGGGCCGCAGUUGGUGAGUUUGGAGACCAGUG
Molecule: messenger RNA, 358 nt
Organism: Staurois parvus
Lineage: Eukaryota; Metazoa; Chordata; Amphibia; Anura; Ranidae
Source: the annotation of a GenBank genome assembly